AUGAGCCUAAACUUUAGCGACGAUGAUGAGGUGUACACCCAAUAUGGGGCUAAAAAUGGCGAGGGAGAUGACUUAAAUGCGGGAACAGCAGAGGACCCCACGGGGGAGGUGGCGGAGGAUUAUAUGGGGGAUGCGCCAGAGGAUUAUAUGGGAGACGCGGCGGACGAUCCCGUUGGGGAAGAGCCCAAUGAACAGGAGGAAAAGAAGAAACGGAAAAAAAGCAUGGGGUUUCAACUGAAAAACAUUUUUAACGAUGUCGCGUUGAAUAAAAUUACUGGUUACAUUAAGAAGAAGCGGAAGAGUGAAAAGAGGAACAGUUACACAGACAAGUGGAACGACUCGCAUGCAGGUGAUAACCGAGACAGUAGCGGUGGGGAAGGUGGCAGUGACGAUGAUGCAGUGGAUGAUGAAGAAGACGAGCUGCAAAAGUACGUGAGGGAGGAAAAAAACAAAAUAAAGCAAAUACUCCCGGAAAACGACGAAUUGUGGGACAUAUAUAUGUACUUAAAUUUAAAAAAAAAAAAGAGAAAAAUUGACUACAGCGAAAAACAUUACACUGCAGCUAUUAGGAAGAUAUUACAGUGCGUGACGAAUGAUUAUAAAAAUAUUGUUAUUGCAAAGUUGUUUGAAAAUAAAGUUCUGAAAAAGUACUUAAUUCUACCUGACCAGUCAGAUUUUUUUAAAAAAAGCAAAAUUGAAUAUAUAGGAAGGAAUACCUCUGUCCCAAUUAUAAGAAGGAAGAAUUACCUUUUGGUAAUAAAGAAAAAGCUAGUAGAAUUGUACAUAAAGGGAAAUUGUUGCAGUUACACGAAGGAUGAGGAGUUGUGUCAUUUGUACGGGGAGGAUAGGGAUGGCGGGAAUUUGUCUGAUCAUGAAGGGGACCCGAACCAACGAGAGCUUAACCAACGAAGUAACUUGGACCAGGCGGGAAAAGACACCAACUUUAUAAUUGAAAAGGAAAAAAUAAAUAUCGAGUUAGCUAAGCUGACAGACAAGUACACCCGAAUGGUACAAAAGGUAAAACAACAUCGAAGAAAAAAUUUAAAAAUAAGUUUCAACCUUUUUAUGAACUUAAUAAAUGAAGUUAUGUCAAAGCUGUAUUUCCCCGUCAAUAAUGUUUUACUCAUGGGAGACAACAAUACGGAUUUAACAGAUAUUUACAAAACGGUUCGGCGUAAAUAUAACAUACAUGAUGUGCUCUCCAAGGUACAAACUCUCAGUCAGAAGAAGGAGAUGUAUGAGCACUACCGUGCCUACUUGCUUUAUAAGUAUAAGACCACUUACUCCGUUUGCGACGAUCUUUUUAAGAUGCACCAAAUGGGUGACAACAUUAACGUGUUCAAUUUUAAAAAAUUUUACAACACGGAUUUUGGGGCGGAUACGUUUGGCUUCAUUAAGGGAGAUGAAGGGCACGAUGAACAGGGGAGACCAAGCGGGGCGGAAGGAGCAAAUGGAAUGAGAACUUCUCCUCGUGAUGGUGCGGUGCGCAAAGCAGAACAGGGUGAGCCCGGGGACCAUUUCUCAGGCGAUGUGUAUGAUGUAUACGACGCGGAGGAUUUCUUCCAAGUGAAUAUAACCCCUGAUGUGCCGGCAGGAGAGGUGGAGGGAAAGGUCGCGGGAAAUGUUGAAGGAAACGCACCUGCGGAGAGGGAUUCCUGCACUGUGCAGGCCGAGGCCCCGGGAACCUCCACCGUGAAUGGUGCCCCCCCUGAGGAGACGCCUCUGGAGAGGGCCAAGCGGAUUGCCCGCGAGAAGAAGCAGAAACUGAUGGAAAGCAGAGUUAAGAUUAUAUGA
Messenger RNA from Plasmodium knowlesi strain H, 1794 nucleotides. RefSeq names its product conserved Plasmodium protein, unknown function. The coding region runs from base 1 to 1794 and encodes 597 amino acids. The transcript has a single exon. Lineage: Eukaryota; Apicomplexa; Aconoidasida; Haemosporida; Plasmodiidae. The record is from RefSeq and is a predicted model, not a curated record.